This is a messenger RNA of Ilyonectria robusta, 528 nucleotides long. RefSeq lists its product as uncharacterized. The annotation marks the transcript as partial. The record is from RefSeq and is a predicted model, not a curated record. NCBI's taxonomy places the organism in Eukaryota, Fungi, Ascomycota, Sordariomycetes, Hypocreales, Nectriaceae. The transcript has a single exon.
CUUCCGUCUUUUUCGCCUGACGGAACAAAGCUGGUGUACCGCCUAUGGGACUGGGAGGCUACAAUUCUGCUGGGCUUGCGUAUCCUCGACCUGACGACGGGCCACACAAGUAGCCUGACAUGGGGCUGGGACAACACGACGAGAUGGUCCCCUGACGGCGGGCGCAUCGUUUUCACCCGGCAGGUUAACUGGACAUCAGAGUACGCCAGUGUUUGGUACGAGGACCGCUUCGACAUCAUGACUAUCCGGCCAGACGGCACCGACCUGACGCGUGUGACUGAUAGCUUGGUAAACGAUGCCCACGUGGUGGGGUUGUAUGACGGCCAUAUCCUGUGGAGCAGCGGCAUGUACGGCUUCCGUGACGUGUCAGCCCAGUACGACAACACGUUUCAGCCCUACGGCCAGGUCAUGGUGAUGGAUGCGGAUGGCUCCAACAAGCGUAUGUUGACCGACAGUUUGUGGGAGGACUCAAUGCCAAUGUAUGUGCCCGUAGGUAGGGGCUCAAGGACGGAGGGCUCUCCCUUGUAG